Messenger RNA from Homalodisca vitripennis (glassy-winged sharpshooter), 2855 nucleotides. It is a transcript of the gene Nt5a, whose product is annotated as 5'-nucleotidase domain-containing protein 1. Bases 266 to 1834 code for a protein of 522 amino acids. The transcript has 2 exons. Gene Ontology annotation, molecular function: 5'-nucleotidase activity. Lineage: Eukaryota; Metazoa; Arthropoda; Insecta; Hemiptera; Cicadellidae. The record is from RefSeq and is a predicted model, not a curated record.
UAGUCAAAUUAGUCACUAGUUCUUUGGAUUUGGAUUAUUUCAAGUCCAAUAAGUCUUAUCACUACCCAAUACACUUCAAUAAAGCAAUAACUAAUUGCUAUUCGAGGAUUUAUAAUUGGAUUGGGGUUUAAAUGUUUAUUGUGUCUGAAAUAUUAAAUUCAAAAUUAAAAAAUAGGUUAUGCCAGAUGUUAUCGUUAUCCUUCAAUAGCAAUUAGUUAACUUGAGAUUAAUCAGUUAUCGCCAAAUUUUAUUACAAAAAAAUAAUAUGUACAUUUUUUCAAGUGGAGGAAUGCUAUGUAAACAUUUUCUCAAGAUACCAAAAAGUACCAGUAUCUUUGUACAAAGGUGCCCACAAAAGGAACGAAGUGUAGCUUGCUGGUCAAACGUUUUAGUAGAUGUUUCAGAAUGUAAAGUUAGAACAUUUUCAAAUUGUACUGUUCCAUCUUUAGAAAAUAAAAUUAGAUUUUUGAGUUCUACGAACAAUUCUUGGUCAAGAAUGUCCACGUUUGUAAGUAAACCUACACUCACUCCUAAGUUGAGGUUAGCAGAUUAUGAUUGUAUAGGAUUCGAUCUAGACAAUACUUUGUGUGAAUACCACAUUUCCUCUAAUGUUGAAAUGGAGUACAAUUUAUUAGCAAAAUUUCUUGUUGAAGAAAAAGGAUAUAGUUCAGACCAUCUUUUACAACCAUUAGAUAACACUUCCCAUGAUUUUCUUCAGAAGGGGCUCAUAAUUGAUUUUGCACAUGGAAAUAUAUUGAAAGUAGGCGAAAAUGGUUUAAUUUGCAAAGCUAGUCAUGGAACAAAGCCCAUGACUGUUGCAGAAGUGGUAAAUACAUAUGGUUCGGAUAGGAAAUGGGAAGUAACAAAUGAUUUUUGUAAAAACACACUUGCCGCUUGGGAAGGCCCUCUCUCGGAGAGAAUGAGGCCCUUAUGUGAUUAUUUUGAUAUGCCAGCUUCUCUUGCUUUUGCUAGAAUUAUAGAUUCCCUUGAUCAAAAGCUUGGGCGACCAGCUGAUCUGUAUAAUGUUUGGCCUGAUGUUAAAGCAGGGCUUGUUAGUAUGUACUCCCGAGAACAUUUCAAUAAGAAUGUAGGGUACUUCAAAGAACUGAAGUCCAACCCUCAAAAAUUUAUUAAAAAAUGUGAUCCAGCUGUUGUAGAUUGGUUAAAAAGUAUAAAGGAUUCAAAAAUUACCUUUUUGAUUACUGGAUCCAACUGUGAUUUUGCUUCAAUGACUGCUGAAACGUGUCUUGGUAAAAAUUGGAGAAGUUUAUUUGAUGUUGUUGUUUGUUUUGCUCGAAAACCUGGAUUUUUUACUGGUUGCAGACCAUUUAUUGAUCUAAAUGGAUUUGAAGAAACUGAUCCUGUAAAUGGGGAUUCUCUUGAAUUAGGGAAAAUCUACAGUCAAGGUAAUUGGCAGGAACUUUACCAGUUAUUCGGAAGGCACAGUGGUAAAAAGGAACCUAAAUGUUUAUAUUUUGGAGACAAUUUAAUUCAAGAUGUAUAUGCACCUUCGGAAUACACUAAAUGCGAAACUGUGGCUGUUGUUGAAGAAUUAAGUGUAGAGUGUAUUGAAAAACAUACAAAUCUACCAUCAGAAUUGUUUUUGGCGUCGAAAUUUUGGGGAUCCUACUUUUUUGAUGACCAGGAACAAAUGAACACUGUAUGGGGUGGUGUUGUACAAAAUUAUUCAAAGGUAUGCAUCCCUAAUAUUUCAACCAUUGCAGAGUAUUCAAUGAACCAUGCCUUUUCAACAUUUCACAAAACCAGUGCUGAUGGGUUUUUUCCAGCCAACCCUGCCACUAUCAAAAUUAAAAAGAAGGCGUCAACUGCAUGAGCGGGUAAACAAUGGCUGGACCAAACAGCCUACUUUUAAGCUGGCCACUCUAUUGUUUGUCUCCUUGGGCAUUAUAUACUGCUGCUAAUGCGAUUUCUCUACUGAAAAGUUCUGGAAGUUAGUCUACUUAAUCAUCAUCUUCAAAACUUACUUCUCAGUGUUCUCUCAAGCCUUCAGAACAGAAAAAGUCUGUCAAGCUCACCAAAGUUAUACAGUGACUGCAGCCAUAACAAUGAACAAUGAACAGUGAUGUUCAUAACAGUUAAGUAUUCUUGCAUGAAGCCAUGUUAAUCCAUGCUUCUAAACUUUGCUAUUUUAAUUAUUUGAAAAUGAGAGUAGUUACAAUAAUGGUAUAAAUAAUAAAAAGUAAAAAUAAUUAGAAUUGGUUAAAAAUUGGUAUGGAUAAAACUAUUAUGGAAACGAGAAAGAUAUGAAAAAUGAGACAAUUUAAUAUAAUAUGGUUUACUUCACUUUGUCUGUUAGUAAUAUAAGCUCCAACAUAAUAACAAGAUGUAAUGUGCUUAAAAAUACAGUUUUAUAUUACUGUAGUUUUCUUUAAAAAUACUACAUUUAAAGUUUUUACUUAGGUAGUUUACUAUGAAUUUUUGAUGUAUUAUUAAUUUAUUACAAUGUUUGUUGUUUAUUAGGUUUUAAAUAUCGUCUUUGUACAAAUAAUUUUAUAUACAUUAGUAUCAUUAAAAGUAGAUUUUUUUCUGUAUAUUAAAAUGUAAUUAAUUCAGUUUAGUACAACAAACAACUAUCACUGCCAUAUUAAAACCAGGUAAUUUAUUUUUACUAUAUUUUGUUAUUUUCUACAAUUAUUUAUGUUUAUGUCUGUUACUGAAAAGGUUGUGAAAACAAUGUAAAUAAACCACCAUAAUAGUUUAUAGAGAUUGUAAACUUACAAGGUUAGUGAGGAGCAAUAUGGAUGUAUUUUAGAAAAUAACUUAGUUAACAAUAUGUGUAUUGUAACAACAUAGUGUUAUCUUUAUGUAAUAUAUGUUAUUUGUUCAAAAACAUG